This is a messenger RNA of Ochlerotatus camptorhynchus, 4577 nucleotides long. RefSeq names its product transient receptor potential-like (gene trpl). Gene Ontology annotation, biological process: calcium ion transmembrane transport; regulation of cytosolic calcium ion concentration. The record is from RefSeq and is a predicted model, not a curated record. NCBI's taxonomy places the organism in Eukaryota, Metazoa, Arthropoda, Insecta, Diptera, Culicidae. The transcript has 10 exons. Gene Ontology annotation, cellular component: cation channel complex; plasma membrane. Bases 343 to 4278 code for a protein of 1311 amino acids. Gene Ontology annotation, molecular function: protein binding; store-operated calcium channel activity; inositol 1,4,5 trisphosphate binding.
GUCACCAUUUUUGAUGGCUAUUGACAGUCAUAGUGUGCGGUCAAUUAUUUCCUAUCGACUUCAUUUGCUUUUUAUCGGUUAGUGCAAAUCGCACUGUGCGAUACUACGCCUACUUCGGUAGCAUUGGAUUUUCUAAGUCGUUCCUGCAGGGACCAACGUUGAACACGUGUGCUAAGGUCCAGUGCCAACGACAUCUUCGUUGUAUUUCAGGUGCACAUUGCUUCAUCUUUCGUUUGUUUUUAGUGUUAUGACUGAGAGAUCGCAAUUAUUUUCGUAAGAAUUUGACGAAAACUAUAGCAAAGGCAGUUUUUGACAAAACAGCAAAGUUGACACUCGACCAGAAUGUCCAAUGAGAAAAAGGACCCCGGAGGGGUCGGCCUGCAGAUUGAGGCACCCUCACCGGUGCCAUGCAACUCGAUACUCAACAUGACUGUGAACAGCAUCAACUUGCCGGUUCCUUUGACCAUGGAGGAAAAGAAGUACCUACUAGCGGUGGAGAGGGGUGAUGCAGCUACUGUCAAGAGGAUCCUCCAGCGUUCCCACCGCCGUCACCACAUCAACAUCAACUGUGUGGACCCGUUGGGCCGUGGUGCCCUCACUUUGGCCAUCGAUGGCGAAAACCUGGAGAUGGUCGAACUGCUCAUCAUCAUGCAGGUGGAGACGAAGGACGGUUUGCUGCAUGCGAUAAACGCCGAGUUUGUCGAAGCCGUUGAGCUACUCCUGGAGCACGAGGAACUAAUCCACAAGGACGGUGAACCUUAUAGCUGGCAAAAAGUGGACAUCAAUACGGCCCUUUUCACCCCGGAUAUCACCCCUCUGAUGCUGGCUGCCCACAAGAAUAACUACGAAAUUUUAAAGAUCCUCCUGGAUCGUGGCGCAACGCUCCCGAUGCCUCACGAUGUCAAGUGCGGUUGCGACGAGUGUAUCCGUCGCUCGACGGAGGAUUCGCUUCGCCACUCGUUGGCCCGUGUCAACGAGUAUCGUGCCUUGGCUAGUCCUUCCUUGAUCGCGCUCAGCUCUCAGGAUCCUCUGCUCACGGCUUUCCAACUGUCUUGGGAGCUCCGGAACUUGGCCUUCGCCGAACAGGAGUGCAAAGCUCAAUACCUAGAGCUUCGUCGCCAGUGUCAGGGCUUUGCUGUGGAUCUGCUGGAUCAAUCACGAAGCUCUCAGGAACUGGCCAUCAUUCUGAACUACGACCCGGAAUCACCUCCUUACAUGGACGGUGAUCACAUGAAACUGACCCGACUGGAGCUGGCUAUCGACUACAAGCAGAAGAAAUUUGUGGCUCACGCAAACAUUCAGCAACUGCUGGCCGCUAUGUGGUAUGAAGGCGUUCCCGGCUUCCGACGAAAAACCGCAAUGGAGAAGAUUGGGAUCAUUUUAAAAGUGGCCAUUCUGUUCCCAUUCUACUGCAUGAUGUACAUGAUUGCACCGACAUGUGAAACGGCCAUGUUUUUGAGAAAACCAUUCAUGAAGUUCUUGAUCCACGCCUCAUCGUAUCUAUUUUUCUUGUUCCUAUUGAUUCUGGUAUCUCAACGAGCGGAAGUACAAGUGGUACUUUUAUUCGGAACGGAUAGUAUGAAACGAGCGCUACAGGAGGAGUUGGCCCGACAGCGAGGCAACGGUCCAACUUACCUGGAGUGCCUCGUGGUGGUCUACGUGAUGGGCUUCAUAUGGGAAGAAACGCAGGAAAUCUUCGUCGAAGGCAUCCGCAACUACCUCAAGAACAUGUGGAACUUUAUCGAUUUCUCCAGGAACUUCUUGUAUUGCUGUGUCACAUUGCUUCGAGUGAUCGCUUACAUUCAGCAGACUUCGGAAAUCAACAACGACCCAAGCACGGCUUACAUCGCUCGAGAACACUGGGAUGACUUCGAUCCUCAACUGAUCGCGGAAGGUUUGUUUGCUGCGGCCAACAUCUUCUCGGCACUGAAGCUGAUUCAUCUGUUCUCAAUCAAUCCACAUCUUGGGCCACUGCAGAUCUCGCUAGGCCGAAUGGUUAUCGACAUUGUCAAGUUCUUCUUUAUCUACUCGUUGGUUCUGUUUGCGUUCGCCUGUGGUCUGAACCAGCUGCUGUGGUACUUUGCCGAUUUGGAAAAGGUGAAAUGUUACAGCUUAAAGGGAGGACUACCGGAUUGGGAUAAUCAAGGGGACGCUUGCAUGAAAUGGAGACGUUUUGGAAACCUAUUUGAAUCAUCGCAGUCACUGUUCUGGGCCAGUUUCGGUAUGGUUGGGCUGGAGAGCUUCGAACUGACAGGCAUCAAGUCGUACACUCGGUUCUGGGGUCUGCUCAUGUUUGGAUCAUACAGUGUGAUCAACGUAAUUGUUCUAUUGAACCUGCUUAUCGCUAUGAUGUCCAACUCGUAUGCCAUGAUUGAUGAACACUCAGACACGGAGUGGAAGUUUGCUCGCACCCGGCUCUGGAUGAGCUACUUUGAAGAAAGUUCUACACUUCCGCCACCGUUCAACAUCUUCCCGAACAUGAAGCACCUGAUGCGGCUGUGUGGCAAGAAGAAGAAGCGGGACAUCAAGCGGGAGUCGACUAUUCGCCGCAGAGAGGACAAGGAACGCGCCGAGCGGUACACCAAUGUGAUGCGAUCGCUCGUCUGGCGGUAUGUAUCGGCCAUGCAUCGCAAGAUGGAGGAGAAUGCCGUCACCGAGGAUGACAUCAACGAAGUGAAGGGCGAAAUCUCGGCGAUGCGUUACGAGCUGCUGGAAAUCUUCGAGAAGAACGGCAUGGAUGUUUCGGCGGCUGAUCGUAAGGAGAAGGCCGUGCUCGCCAAGCGCAUGAAGAUCUGGGAGCGUCGUCUGAUGAAGGACUUCCACGUGGCGCCGGUUGAUAUGCAAGAAAACGUUCUCGAAGAGGAAGACGAGGAAGAAGAUGCCAACCCGUUGGCUAGAUUCCGUCGUGUGGCCAAAAAGGUUGCCAAUCAAACGACCUCGGCCAAGUGGGGUCAGGUCAUGUCCGGCGUAGGAAUAGAAACCAAUUCACAGAUUGGUCGGUGCAAGAACCGUGAUAGCUUCCGCCAGCAGCAAAAUCUGCAAAAGGCUAUGAACGAAGCUCGUCGUCUGGUAGAACGCAGCCCUGUGGCUCGCUCGCGAAGUGCCUCUCCCAUGAUCGAUAGUUACGAAGAUGAGACCACCAAUACACUGUUGCAGUUGAUUAACCAACUUGCAGAGGAAACUGGAGGUGCUGUCUCACCGGGAAAUACACUGCAUACCAUGGGCAUGAAUAGUCGUGCGGCGACUCCUUUGAAUAUGCUAACUGCUCAGUUACAGGCUGUUCUCAGCAAGAGUCCAUCUCCGAUGAUGAUGAAGUCGACUAAGGCAGGAGAUGGCAAAUCAGCCGGCAGUCUGAGCCAUAAUAGAUCGCCAGCUCCUCGGCAUGAAAGCAAGACUCCAUUGGCUUCCAUAAACGAUAGCAUGUCACCGUCUCCCGAGCCGUCUACUCCGAUUGAAAAGAAAACUUCCCUGGAGAUAAGCUCUCCUCCACGCAUCAUGUCUCCCAAACCAGCCAAGUCUCCCAUUCCACCAAUUCAGUCCCCACCGCCAGUGAUCCGUGUCACCCGUACCGAAUCGCAGCUGGUUAAGAAAUCCGAUUCCAAGGAAAGUGCUGUUGAUGUGCCACCAUCCAUCGAGAUCAAACCACCAACUCCUCUAACUUCGAAGCCCUCUUCACCGAUUCUACCAAAAUCAGAUAAAUCUGAGGUGAAACCAGACGAAGCUGUGGUUCAUUCUGACGAUCCUUCCCCUCUUGUUGCCGGAGUCAACUCACCACCAAAGGUCAUCAAACGUAAGUCUCCUGCACCGUCUACUCCGGAUGCUUCACAAGCUGGAGACAUUACCGUAUCUCGCCCGGUUGCUGCCAAGCCCCAGCCGGGUCAGGGAAUGCUUCCCCCUCCUCCAAGCAAGGAAGAGCCUCCAUCUGCACCAGCAGUAUCCAUCCCAGCACUUUCCACCACCCCGGCAACUCCACUUCCCGUGCCCAAGAACCUCGGUGCCACUCCCAAAAAGUCUCCACCUCCGAUUGCCGCUAAACCUCAAUCACCUCCUCUCCCACCAAAGACGACAUCACCAACACCCCCCGCGGUGAAAGUGGAGCUCAUGUCCGAACAGUUGACCGAUGUGACUUCGAGCACCGAGCAGCUCAUCGGCAGUGGCGACAAGGAUCCAUCGGCGGACGCUGCCCGGGCUGCGUCUUCGCCUGUAUGUCUGCGCCCGGUCCAUAGGAUCGCCGAUGUAAAGACGGUCAAGCGGCAGCCGAAGACUGGUUGGCUGUAAGGAAAGUGCGAAACGGUCAAAAUCAAAAAAAGUGGUGGUUGUGGACGUUGCUCGUGAAAAAUCUGCUUUUUUAUUUUAUUCAAUAUUCGAUAGCAUUAUUGUAAUCGUUAACUCAUUAUAAUUGGUAAUUGAAUUUUAGCUUGGGGAAAAAGUGAUAACAUCAUGGAAACGUUGCCAAAGAAGUGGAAUCUAUAUCUAAUAACAUGUUAUCAAAAACUACAUAUUCAAAAUCAAACAUAGAUAAGGAUGGAUAUUGUGAUACGUUGCAGUAAAUAUUAAACUUUACCAUCUUUUGAACA